Xenopus laevis (African clawed frog) is the source of this 2341-nucleotide messenger RNA. It is a transcript of the gene pex10.S, whose product is annotated as peroxisomal biogenesis factor 10 S homeolog. Gene Ontology annotation, biological process: protein ubiquitination; peroxisome organization; protein import into peroxisome matrix. The record is from RefSeq and is a predicted model, not a curated record. Gene Ontology annotation, molecular function: zinc ion binding; ubiquitin protein ligase activity. The transcript has 6 exons. Bases 127 to 1107 code for a protein of 326 amino acids. NCBI's taxonomy places the organism in Eukaryota, Metazoa, Chordata, Amphibia, Anura, Pipidae. Gene Ontology annotation, cellular component: peroxisomal membrane.
CCAGCACGCACGUAGACGCAAGGCGCCCCGGAAGUAGCAGAAGUGUAAUCGAUCAGGGUCAGGCAAUGGAUCUGCUCGGCUUUGGGGCAUGAGGUGUAAAAGAGUUGGCGCAAGAGCGCAGGACUCAUGGCCUUGUCAUGUGCUAAUAGGCCUCAGCUUAUCCGCAGCAGUCAGAAGGAUGAACAGUUCCAGGGCAGCCUGAGAGGCCAGGCUCAUGAGGUGUGCCAGGCUUUUGCUGGUGCCAAGAAAUGGCUGCAGUGGAGAAAGGAAAUAGAGUUAUUCUUUGAUCUUGCAUAUUAUUGCCUAACAACAUUUUCAGGUUACCAAACGCUGGGAGAAGAGUAUGUCAAUAUUGUCCAGGUUGAUUCAUCUAAAAGAAAAGUUCCAUCCUUGUUUCAGCGCGCAGCCCUAAUCUGUUGUCAUACAUUGCUACCUUACUUGCUGGACAAAGAGUUUGUGCGCUUGGAACAUGAACUUCAUAUAGAAACAGAUGGAGUAAGAUUGUCACACAGUGGUUUGUCGUCAGGAUCACAUCGAAGAUCAUGGAUGUGGAAACGGGUGCAUCGAAAGAUCGCUGCCUUAUCGGAGCAGCAAAAAAAGACUUUGAUUAAGGCUGUCUAUAUUGUCAGACAGAGUAUUGCUUUUCUGAGAAGACUGCAUCUUGCUAUUUUCUAUAUGAAUGGAGCAUUCUAUCAUCUUGCCAAACGUUUCACAGGAAUCAAUUACCUUCGUGUCCGGAGGUCAGCUGGGGAUGAUCAGAUUGUGAACAGAAGUUACACUUUGCUUGGCGCAGUCUCGUUGUUUCAUCUCCUACUGCUGCUUUGGGUUCAGCUUAACAGUUUUCAACAGAGGCAGGAGGCCCAGCAGAAAUGGAAACUGCUUCGCCGUAUGUCCUACCAGAGAGCACCACCACAUGAGAAAUCGUAUAAGCGCCGUGCAAAGUGCACAUUGUGUUUAGAAGUGCGCAGACACUGCACAGCCACACCUUGUGGCCAUCUCUUCUGCUGGGAAUGCAUCAUGGAAUGGUGUAACACCAAGGCGGAAUGCCCGCUCUGCCGAGAAAAAUGUAGUGCGCAGAAACUUGUCUAUUUACGUCACUACCGAUGAACUUCAGAAAUAUGUUCUGGACAUUCAGUAAGAUGAGUCUUCGAGUACAGCUGCUUUUCUUGUUUAGCUGAAAACUCAUACUCAAAAUUCAUAUUCCAAACAUUUCUGUUUUAGUACAACUACUCUAGGCCAAGUUAACAUCUGUAACUAAAACAGUCUAAAGUGUGCCGUGAAGUCAGCAAAGGACUACCUGAAAUACUGCAAAUAUAGUCAAAGUACGUGACGUGUAUGGCUUGUAAGGAUAUAUACAUAUUACCUGUAUAUUGGAGAAGGCUAAGGAAAGAAAUGGAAAGAUCAUGCUGAAGACUUUAUUUUCUGUGAAUUAGUGGGAAUUUUGUUUUUUAACAUUGUUGCCAGCUGAAUUUGUGUGCAUUUUAGAAAGACUGCACAUAUCAAGUGGAAUUUUCUUUACAGGAGAAGUCCAUGAAACAAGAGACAAUUUAACCCUCUCCACAUGAAGUGCCUUCUGAAAUGCUGGAGCACAACUAAAUAAAUUCCCAAAGCCAUGGGAAGCCUUAAUAGGAAAUGCCAUUAUGGAAGUCUCCAUCAGACUUCCAUUCUCUCUUUCUUGCAGGGUCAGUGAUGCUUCCCACAUGAUCAUCCUCACAGUCUGGAAUACAUCAAGUCUUGGCCUGUGCAUGCUUCUAGCUGAAUUCAUUGCGAUAACAGGAGAAGAGAAGAGCCCAUUGACCUCAGUCUAGUUCCAUGUGUGUGUUUUUAAAUUUUUGAUGUGUUUAACACCAGUAACAGGGUAUUAGAAGUAAUAGUUUGGCGAAACUGAUUACUGCAAUGAAACUAGGAAGAGAAAGCCAAUGUCAUUGGCUCGUCUACCCUAGAAUACAAAGAUUUUUGGCUAGUGAUUAAAUUGCCAUAAGAAGUUUUCAGUGGGGGAGGGGUCCGUUGAAACGUUCAUUAACGUAGAUAGCUUAAUUGUUCCAUGGAUAUUGAAUGCUUUCUGGGAAGUUACACACUCUGCUCUUUACUUUUUGGGCACAAGGAAAGCAUGAGAUAUAUAUGUCAGAUGAAGGACUUUAAACACGUUUCAUGAUUGAUUCAGAAUAAGACGUGUGACAUAUGGAUCAUAUGAAUAGGACAGGAUCUGACCUGCCAACAUUGCUCUCUGGCAAGAGCCUUUAUUGGGUAAAAGACAUGUUGCUGUAAUCCUAGUCUGAGCAACAGCAGGAGAGUGUGUGAAAACCAUUUGUCAUUAAAGGAAAAUUAUACCCCCACCAAA